Guillardia theta CCMP2712 is the source of this 468-nucleotide messenger RNA. RefSeq lists its product as hypothetical. NCBI's taxonomy places the organism in Eukaryota, Cryptophyceae, Pyrenomonadales, Geminigeraceae. The transcript has a single exon. The record is from RefSeq and is a predicted model, not a curated record. Gene Ontology annotation, molecular function: protein binding. The annotation marks the transcript as partial.
GUACUCAAAUUCUGGUUCAAAAAAGACUAUAGAAAGCUUUUCAAAGAACUUUGGUUUACAAAAGAAGGAAGUGAAGAAAGACGAAUAGCAGACGAGCUGGUGAACUCGACCUUCUUCAGUACUGUGAUUCAAGCCGAGCAGGGUCAACUAGAGAUUUGGAAAAGAAGUGCUUCAGAUAUCACUGCUUUGAUUAUAGUAUUGGAUCAAUUUUCGAGGCAUUGUUACCGUGAUGAACAUGACGACUGGAAAAUAAAACGCAACAGUGAGGCUGCUAGGCAAUUGUCGAUGGAUCUGCUAUCCAAAAAUUGGCUUGAAAAGCUCAAGUAUGAAGAACGGGUUUUUGCAAUGAUGCCUAUAAGACACUCACCUGACCAAGGCUCCUUGAAGCUUCUCAUAGAUAUGACAGAAAAAUGGGAAAAGGAAGCAAGAAAUGCAAAAGAUGAGCGAUCACUUGAAAUCCUUGUUCGA